This is a messenger RNA of Limulus polyphemus (Atlantic horseshoe crab), 1073 nucleotides long. RefSeq lists its product as uncharacterized. Gene Ontology annotation, molecular function: protein binding. The annotation marks the transcript as partial. The record is from RefSeq and is a predicted model, not a curated record. The transcript is spliced from 2 exons. NCBI's taxonomy places the organism in Eukaryota, Metazoa, Arthropoda, Merostomata, Xiphosura, Limulidae.
AGAUCAGGGAGAUAAACUUCUACACUGACUCGAAGAAAUAACCUAAAAAUCAAACCACUUUUCAGGUCAUGCAACUUCUACACUGACUCGAAGAAAUAACCUAAAAUCAAACCACUUUUCAGGUCAUGCAACUUCUACACUGACUCGAAGAAAUAACCUAAAAUCAAACCACUUUUCAGGUCAUGCAACUUUUACACUGACUCGAAGAAGUAACCUAAAAAUUAAACCACUUUUCAGGUCAUGCAACUUUUACACUGACUCGAAGAAAUAACCUAAAAAUCAAACCACUUUUCAGGUCAUGCAACUUCUACACUGACUCGAAGAAAUAACCUAAAAAUCAAACCACUUUUCAGGUCAUGCCGAUAUCCUGGAAUAUUUGAUUGACCGUUUUAGAAACAGCCUAAUCAUCGACCAACGUAAUAUGUGUGGAAUGACAGCACUUAUGAAAGCCGCUCUUCAAGGACGAAUUCGUUGUGUUAACUUGCUUCUUGAGUCAGGAGCAAAUCCUCACUUAAGGGAUCCAGCUAGGAAGUUAUCCUCAUUGGAAUGGGCUAAACUCUGUGGUCGAGAAGCAUGUGCGGAAAGCAUCGUAAAGUUCACGAAGACUAAUUCUAAAAAUAAAUUUUCUUCCCUUCAGCGAAAACAGCCUAGUUUACGGAGAAAGUGGCCUAGUGAUCCCGAUCUUCGACAUGCAUCCUUUCUAAACACUGUGCUAAGCGUUGAAGCAGACAGCGGCAAUUGGUUCAAACAAAAACUAAGAAACCCUUUCAGGUACGGUGAAAACAGAGCGCGCCGAAAUUCCGAUUUCAGUGUUUUUAACAACAUAACAGCCUCAGCAAUGUUGUGCGCAUCGUCGGCUAUUCUCCAGAAUUCUGAAUCAGAAUUACUCAGUAAAAAGAACAAAUCCAGAAGAGCUAGUGGAAAGCGAAAAAUUUUCAUUCCAAAGGUCGAAGUUGCUCAAGACAGCGUUUGCCCACCAACCACUGACUUUUUUCCAACUGGUACAGCACCUUGUUUUAAAAACACAUCACCGCCACUACAUGUGCCACCACCUGUUCUAAUUUCCAGAAAAA